GUUUCCAAAUGACUAUCAUUUCUUUCCAUUUUCCAUAUUAUUGAAAAGAUGUAGAAGCAUUUGGUGGAAGUUUAGUUUCCGAAAGUCUGUUGACAUCAACAGUAUUGUACCAGGGAUGAAUUUGACCAAAUAGGUUUAUGUAGAGGUAACAUCAGAACAAAAUUUGACCUUGGAGGCUGUACUGAAUCCAUUUCGAGAGAAACAUAGUUGCAUGAUUUUUUUAUUCUUAUAGCAUUAUAUUAUAUUAUUCUGGAUAAAGGAUGUCACUGCUAAUACAGUAUAUAAAAUAAAUAACAACUGAGCAAAUAAUUUAGCUAAUGAACUUAUCAUCUUUGCCUCACAGGAUAUCCAUAACCACAGAACAGUUUCAGAUGGUCUUGCUAUUUGUUCUAGAUGACGUUUUUCUUUUAGGUUAGCCUGUGCCACCACAGACUGCAAAUGGUUUUGCAGUGAACUUGACAGUGUCAAAUAUUACACAAUAGGGCUGGUUACAGCUAAUAUCACAAUAAGAGAGGUUGCAACAAAUAAUAUUGCCUUGCGUAUUUUCAGGCUUAAUUGUGUGUGCUCAGGUAGUUACAACUGCCCAGCUGACAGGUAGUAACUUAAGUCAUACUGACUGGAUUUCAGUCCAAAUCAUUAAAUGUGAUUGAUUAAGUAAAUUAUAUAUGCAUUUAGCUGUUUUACUAUGCUCAGUGAGCCAGAAAGCAUACGCAAUACUCAUAGGUGGUGCAUUACACAAGUAUUUGCCCUAUGGUGUGUGGUUCCAAAUCCAAACACUUUCAAAACUGGUUAAAGUUUUGAUUCUGAACUGAAUUUGUUAGGGUCAUAUCCAUAGUUUUUAAAAGUAGCUAGAUGUCUAAAGCUCCACAUAUGUAGCUAGGGUGGUUUCUCAGGAAAUUGUCAGAAGUUAGAACCUAGGUGGUCAUCUGCAUCAUGAGGAGGAAAAAUGUGAUGCCUGGUGAUAGCCAGGUGCCCAAACAAGACACUUGAGAGUGAAUUUGCUCAAAACUCAGAUUUCUGAACUGGGGAACUUAGAAUGGAAAUCCUCCACAAUUAUUAGAUUCUUUGGGAAAACAACAACAACAAAAUGAGCUCUUGAAGAAUUUUCAGAGUUAUAAAGAUUUCCCUGUCCUUCCAAGUUCAGGUCAGUAUUGUAACUCUUUUGAUUUCAGUGUGAACAGGACUAAGGCCUUUUCUACUUACAGGAAAACAUCAUGAAAUGUGAGUGUUUCUUAAUCUUGAGAGGCUUAUGAAGUGCUGUGGUGUAAUAAGCAGAAGGUGAGGCUAUAGACAAUUUAGCCAUGAAAUAAACUAGUAGAAAAUCUGUAGAGACUUGCUGUCUUCAAAUAUUUUAAGUAGCAAAGCACAGCAUAGUCUAUCCAAUCAUAAAUCAGUUCAGCUUCCUUUCCAUUGUGCCUGGAUAAUCACAGACAGAUUUAUGCUAACAAAAGCUGAAGCUGUCCCAGUUUGGAAUUACCAGUAGUUGAGGCACUACCAUAGUUAAAUGUGCAACAAAAAGACAUCAAAAAAGAUGUGCUGUAGCUUGUGAUAUGGGACCUGACUGAGUACAGGGGCUUUGUAUAGAGAGUAUGAGAGUGACAACUGAGAAAGAGAAACUUUCCUGACAAAUAACUUUGUGGUGUGGAGUUCACAUCCUCACUAAAAAGCUUUUAGAGGGAUGUUCCAGAACAGGAUGGAAACCACAACAGUUUGUGCCACGUUAUACAUCCAUGGUGUAGUUCUCUCAAAGGGACCAUAUAUACAAACUCUGUCUCUGUGGCUCUCCUUUUGUGAGCUUUAGGGAUUUCACAGCAUGCUAAAAGCCCAGAAAUUUGCUAUCUCCUUUCCAAGCCAGACAAUGGGUCUGUGGCCUCACCAACAAUGUAUGACUGCAGAAGUGCUGGCUAAAGCCCAUCUCCAGUUUGGACUGGGAAGAGUUGGAUCCUGUUGUUUUGACUUUUAUUCUAAUGUUUAUAUCCUUUUCACACAGCUUUCCUUAUGACUGGCUUUUAUUUGGCCCUCAAGCUUAACAUUUGGAACUUCUAUUGAAUGUUUUUUUUUGGCAUCUCAGAAAAUUAUGUUGAUUCUUGCAAUAAACAUCUUUCUUUUGUGUUUUGUUUCAUUUUCUAUUCUAUUCUAUAUGAGCUUUUAUCCAGUAGCUCAUCAAACGAACUGAAUCAAUUAAAGCAACCAAGUAACUAACAUCUGCUAUGUGUUUGCUUCCUUUCUUAUACUCUCUCCAGGGCAAAAAGUGUGUGCUUCGGAAUAGUUAGCAGUCUAUUAUGGUAUAUAUGAAUACUUGUUGUUUACAGAAGGCAAGAUCAAAGAAGCUGAUGAUAUACUUCAAGUUGAGAGUUGCAAAGUUUAUGGAAGCUCUGCGUUAGGAUGUUCAUGAUGCAGGCUUUGGCACUCCAGGAAAGCAUCAUUACAAGCUGAGCACAGUUUUACCCUUGAAUAAAAAAGUCCACUGUGUAUCCACAGUUAUUUGCUAAGGCAAAAUUUUUGUGGAAGUUCCUUUUCUGGAAGCUUCUGUUUCUAGAAAUGACAAUUCAACACCAGCUUCUCAGCACUACCUUAGUGGUUGUAUCCAUGCCGUGGCAGAAUAGGAAGAGCUUCUGGAACUGACCAAGGUCGUGAGAGGGUUGGGACACUCCAGGUUCAAUGUAAUCUCAUUGGGCACCAGCAGUGGAACUGUUCUGUUCAAAAUGGUUUACGGUGAAUUUUUCCGCAGACCUGGCAAAGAUGCAGAACUUAUCAAUUUGAAUGUGGGUGGCUUUAAGCAAUCAGUGGAUCAAAGCACUUUGCUCCGGUUUCCUCAUACCAGACUUGGGAAACUUCUCAAAUGCCAUUCAGAAGAGGCUAUUCUGGAACUAUGUGAUGAUUAUAGUGUUGCAGAUAAGGAAUAUUACUUUGACAGGAACCCUUCCUUGUUCCAAUAUGUUCUGAAUUUUUACUACACUGGGAAACUUCAUGUCAUGGAGGAGCUUUGUGUCUUUUCCUUCUGCCAGGAAAUAGAAUACUGGGGGAUAAAUGAGCUGUUUAUUGAUUCCUGCUGCAGCAAUCGGUACCAGGAAAGGAAAGAGGAAGGUCCCGAGAAAGACUGGGAUCAGAAAAGCAAUGACAGAAGCAUUGACUCCUCUAAUGAAGAAUCAUCCAUAUUUGAUAAGGAGUUGGAAAAGUUUGAUAAUCUGUGCUUUGGUGAAAUAAGAAAGAAGAUCUGGGUCAGAAUGGAAAAUCCUGCAUACUGCUUGUCUGCCAAAUUAAUUGCCGUGUCCUCCCUAAGUGUUGUCCUGGCGUCAAUCGUGGCAAUGUGCAUUCACAGCAUGCCCGAGUUUCAGAGGCUGGAUGCCAAUGACAGGGAGAUUGAAGACCCUGUGCUGGAAGCUGUGGAGAUUGCGUGCAUCAUCUGGUUCACUGCUGAGCUAGUGAUCAGACUCAUCACUGCCCCAAGUCAAAAGAAGUUCUGGAAGAAACCACUGAAUAUCAUUGAUUUUGUCUCUAUUAUCCCAUUUUAUGCCACCUUAGCUGUGGACACGAAGGAAGAAGAAAGUGAAGAUAUUGAAAACAUGGGGAAAGUGGUUCAGAUCCUGAGGUUAAUGAGGAUAUUUCGCAUCCUGAAACUGGCCAGGCACUCUGUAGGACUGCGGUCUUUAGGUGCUACUUUGAGACACAGCUACCAGGAAGUUGGACUUCUCCUUUUGUUUUUGUCUGUUGGGAUUUCUAUUUUUUCAGUUCUUGUCUACUCAGUGGAGAAGGAUGACGACUCAUCAGAACUGCACAGCAUCCCUGUUUGCUGGUGGUGGGCAACCAUCAGCAUGACCACUGUUGGUUAUGGGGACACUUACCCAGUCACGCUUGCUGGAAAGCUGCUCGGCACCCUAUGCAUUAUCUGUGGGAUAUUAGUGGUAGCACUUCCAAUCACCAUUAUUUUCAAUAAGUUUUCUAAGUACUAUCAAAAGCAAAAAGAUAUUGAUCCAGACCAAUGCAACAAUGAUCGCAAAGAGAAAUGUAAUGACCUACCUUAUUUUAACAUUAGGGAUAUUUAUGCGAAAAAGAUGCACUCAUUCAUUUCUAGCCUUUCUUCAGUAGGAAUUGUAGUCAGUGACCAAGAUUCAACAGAUGCCUCCAGCAUUCAAGAUAUGGAGGAUGUUUAUAACACAACAUCUUUAGAUAAUGGUACAGGAAAAUGAGUUGAAUCACUUUCUCUUUCCUUUAUUUCUCACUUCUAAUCCUUGGUAAAUGUUGACUUAGAAACUUCAGUGAAUUUAUUAAGAGCAGUUAAUUCUCAGGGUACUUAACUCUCAGCCAUAUUUGGACAUUCUUUGCUCUGAGGAUGCCAUACAGGCUUCAUUGUUUAUAUGAGGCUUUAAAAUAUGCCUCAUAUGGUGGUUUAGCUUUUACACAACUAAUGAUAUGCAUCUUGGGGA
Cygnus olor (mute swan) is the source of this 4427-nucleotide messenger RNA. It is a transcript of the gene KCNS3, whose product is annotated as potassium voltage-gated channel modifier subfamily S member 3. The transcript is spliced from 3 exons. Gene Ontology annotation, cellular component: membrane; voltage-gated potassium channel complex. Gene Ontology annotation, molecular function: voltage-gated potassium channel activity; protein binding. Bases 2706 to 4190 code for a protein of 494 amino acids. The record is from RefSeq and is a predicted model, not a curated record. Lineage: Eukaryota; Metazoa; Chordata; Aves; Anseriformes; Anatidae. Gene Ontology annotation, biological process: potassium ion transmembrane transport; protein homooligomerization.